Cladocopium goreaui is the source of this 1620-nucleotide messenger RNA. The record is from the annotation of a GenBank genome assembly. NCBI's taxonomy places the organism in Eukaryota, Dinophyceae, Suessiales, Symbiodiniaceae.
AUGACGCAGCCCCAAAUGCAGGCAGUAUGGCAUUUAGGUAUUCAUGGCAACCUUUUUCCAAGCUGGGCGACAGAAAAGAAGGUCAAGAUGACAGAGCCCGAUCAUUGCCUUUUGGUCUGUAUUGGUCUGUAUGCUGCUUUCUUAUUGCAGCUUGAACUGAUUGUCACAGAAUGCGUCCCUGAGGCGAGCACAUCCCCAUUCGUUUUGCGAUGCUUGCAGCAAUACAUGCAGAUGACAGGCAGUGAGCGGUCAGAAGUUCUUUUGGAGCUGGGUGACAUUUGGCCCUCCAAGCGCAGAAGGUGGUGGACAGUGUUGCUCAAAGCCUUCAUGGGAAAAGUUUUCAUUCCACCGUUUCCCAAACCUGACAUGGUGCCCACAGUGGCAUGCCUGUUUCCAGGAAUGAUGCCGAUGACAGAUCAGGAGCUCCAAGAGCUCAUCCUGUCCUCUCAGGAGAGGUUGAUGUUCAAGAAGUUUGGCAAAGGCUUGGGUGCAUACACGACUGGCGUGGCACAGAACGUUCGUCAUUUGUCAGGUCGUGAGAUGGCCGUUUUGACAGGGUUUGCCAAAUCUGAUGGAUGGAGGACGAUGGACGGACCACCAAUGGUUUCUCACUGCCGGUGUUGGUCAAGUAGCGUCACAAUUCAAGCCGCUUGGAUUUUCACUGCUGUCUUCAACCAUCUGAUUGACAACGGAUUUUGCGCUGGGGACAAGAUCCCGCCAAAGCAAAUCCUAGGCUGUGUAGCGAUGUAUCUGUUCAAGCUCCGUGAUGAAUGGUUUGGCCCAGAGCGCACACUUGCAAUGGAGAUGUUCCAGGAAGCGCUGGAAAAGUUCCUUGAUCCAGGGCCACCGCCAUCGUUGCCAGCCCAGGCAGACAGCACGUUUCAAGACACCACCGCAAGCCAAGGUGAAGCCAUUGCCAACAACAUUGCCGAUAUUGAAAAGAAGGUAUCUCAACAUCCGAAGUGUGAGGAAGCAUGGAUUGCAGGUCCUGUUGAUUCAAAAGAGGAAAACAGCCAGCGGACGGGACGCAAGGACCCAGAAGAAAAGAAGAGCGGAGUAACCAACAACCAGCCAGCGAGCAGGGCGCGAGAACCUGACAAACAGCCAGCGAAGGGGCCGCAAGAACCCCUACCUGAGUCCAGUCUUGCCAGUCUGCCGAGUCCUGCCCAGGUGCCAGUAGGUGGUAGUCCAGAUGCAGCCGAACCCAGUAGUGCCAAGGUUUACCCCAAAGAAGAAACUCACAAUGCUCAAAUGUGGGAUACUGCCACAAGUGCAGUUCAAGCAUUUGCCACAGUCCUGGCGUCUCCAGUCAAACAAUCGACAUCAUGCAAGCAAGUGGAGGCCAAAUUGCUUUGCCCACCUGAAGUGUGUUUUCCAUUAUCUGAUUUGUUGGGUCCAGGGUUGCUGGUCUACGAUGUUGACAACCAUUUUGGGGGCCAAAGCGAACUUGAGACAGCCAUUCAGGCGAUUCUCCGCGAACAUGGUGCCUUUGCAGAUCCUCUUCAGAACAGCUUUGGUCUUACGAUCACUGUCAGCAAGUGCCCUGGCAGGUGCAUUCAAGGCUGCGCGUCCCUGGCAGCAGCUCAAGCAAAUGGCCGCCAACCACUCACCACCCAUUAG